AUGUCUGCUCCCGUCGCUGCUGUCCCCGUCACCUGCUGUGGUCGCGAAGGCGGCUGUGUCUGCGCAAAGGAAGCAACCUGCUCCUGCGGCAAGCAACCCGCUCUCCACUGCACCUGCGAGAAGGCCGCCACCGAGAACAAGGUCGACGGUGCUCGUUGCUCAUGCAACCAACGCGCUGCCGGUGCCUGCACUUGCUCGCGCUCCUCGCAAGAGAAUGCUAAGCCCACUGGUUCCACCUGUGCUUGUGGCAAGAGAUCCAAGGAUUCUUGCUCUUGCAAUGGCACCGAGACCGGUGCUGCCGGCGAUUACCCCCACGAGACCGAUUUCACCACCAAGGCUUAG
This is a messenger RNA of Aureobasidium melanogenum CBS 110374, 342 nucleotides long. RefSeq lists its product as uncharacterized. The transcript is spliced from 2 exons. The record is from RefSeq and is a predicted model, not a curated record. Lineage: Eukaryota; Fungi; Ascomycota; Dothideomycetes; Dothideales; Saccotheciaceae. The coding region runs from base 1 to 342 and encodes 113 amino acids.